Molecule: messenger RNA, 597 nt
Organism: Pseudomassariella vexata
Lineage: Eukaryota; Fungi; Ascomycota; Sordariomycetes; Amphisphaeriales; Pseudomassariaceae
Exons: 1
Coding region: 1-597 (198 amino acids)
Source: RefSeq, a predicted model, not a curated record
AUGGACCCUCUCAAACACGAAGCUCCAGGCUGUCUAGUCUACAUCAACGGCUACCCUGGCGUCGGGAAGCUAACCAUCGCCACCCACCUCUGCACCCUCCUAGGCUCCAGCCGCGCCCUCCUAAUUGACAACCACCAACUCAUAGACCCUGUUACCAUCCCCCGCUCAGCAGGAGAAGCAUACUACGCCGAGCGGCGCAGGAUACGUCAAGCCGCCCUCGAAAACUACGUGCUCGCUCCUCAAAUGCAGAACAAAAUCAUCGUCUUCACUGACUCGCAGGUCGUUGGACCAGUGGGGCCAGGGGUAGCGGCCGAGUUUGAAGCCGCGGCGAGGCAGAGCGGAAGGGCCUUUUUGCCGGUUUAUAUUACUUGUUUGGAGGAGGAGAACUGGAGGAGAUUGGGCAGUGAGGAGAGGGGCAAGGGCGGGAAGGGGAAGUUGAUGGACGUGGAUAUUCUGAAAGGAAUUAUUCGGGAUAUGGAGUUGUUUCGGUUUGCUGAUGUACCGGGGUUAAGCAUUGACGCGACGACACGGAAGCCUGAAGAUGCAGCAGGGGAGAUAUUGUUGGCGAUAAAGGAUAUUGUAGGGCUUGGGGAAUGA